GGACGCGUCUAAGCGCCAGCGCCAUGAGCUUCUUCACGGAUGCCAGGGGACGUGACCGCCGCGCGCUCGUCUACUACCCGUUCACCAUCGAGGAAGAAGUGACCUCCGAGGCGGAAGAUGUCAGCGCUGAAAAAGACCAGAAAUUGCCCCAUUGGUCCCCACCUCGAAAUUUCAAUGAAGGUAGACGCCUCCCUCCGGCUAGGAACAUGAAGGGCUUAUCGAGCAGCCGAACACAGCACCCGAUUCCUUUACCCCAUGGCUUGGACUACGACCCUCACGUCCACGACCUUCACGCCCAUCAUGGCUCGGACUCCCGCCACCCUUCCUACUUGCUCAGCCCCACCGAGAGCUGCCCCGUGGACUUCCACCACCGCUACUCGCCACGUAGCUCCAUUCACUCUGACUGUAUGAUGAUGUCUCCUGUCAUGAUGCCCCCAGCUGCUGUGUCUGACCACAUAUCCAGUAGUACCUUUCCCAGGAUGCACUACAGUUCCCAGUACUAUGACUCAGCCACACGGGAUGACUGUGCUGCCAUUACAGCCUCUGCCACCUCCCCUGCUGUCGCUGCUGCGGCUGCUGCAGCAGCUGCCUCUUCCCACCAUGCUGGCACCAAGAGCAACCGCCUUCCUGCUAACCUACUAGACCAGUUUGAAAAGCAACUGCCGCUACAUCGCGAUGGCUUCCACACAUUACAGUACCAGCGCACUUCCACCACCACUGAACAGCGCAGUGAGAGCCCUGGCCGCAUCAGACACCUUGUUCACUCUGUCCAAAAGCUCUUUACCAAGUCCCACUCACUGGAGGGGUCGUCCAAGAUGAAUGGCACAAAAGGUGAUAUCAUGGGAAGUGCAGGAGGAGCUGGGAGCUAUUAUCAUCAUGGCCACCACUCCACCAAACAUGGCAGCAAGAGGAGCAAGAGCAAAGAACGUAAACACCGCUCCGGUGGGUGGUGGAGCUCCGAUGACAACCUGGACAGUGACAGCACCUACCGCACACCAAGCGUCAUGUCACGGCACCACGGGGAGCAUGUGAGUCACUGCUACCCCGAUUCCAUGCACAGCCACCACUUUGGAGACAUGUCACUCAAAACCUCCAAGAGCAACAACGAUGUCAAGUGCGCAGCCUGCGAGAGCAUAGCUAUGACACCCGAAGGCAAAUUCAUGAAGAGGAGCUCCUGGUCGACGCUGACAGUCAGUCAGGCGAAGGAGGCCUAUAGGAAGUCAUCACUUAAUCUAGAGAAACACAGCGACCUCAAGCCUUCACGGACAUUUCACUACUUGCAGGUGCCCCAGGAUGAGUGGAGUGGAUAUCCAGGUGAGAAGGAUGAGGAGAUCCCAUGUCGGCGGAUGCGCAGCAGUAGCUACGUCAAAGCUAUGGGAGAGGUGGACGAUGAAAGUGGUGAUUCUGACACCAGCCUUAGGACCUCACCGCAGAAAGCCAUCCGGCCCGAUGCGCUGGUCCUAAAAUCAGCCAUGCAUAGACCCCACUUAGACUCCCACAGCCAGGGCUACCACUUGCAAACCACAAGAGAUAUGCGGCCCCACCCUAGUGUCACACUGGACCCAGCCACCACCUUUCAUCCCCCGCCCUUCCGCUCUCGCAACCAGAGCUACAUGCGUGCCGUCAGCACCCUCAGUCAGGCUAGCUGCGUCAGCCAGGUGAGUGAGACUGAGAUCAAUGGCCAGUUUGAGUCAGUUUGCGAGUCCGUUUUUAGUGAAGUAGAAUCCCAGGCCAUGGAGGCCUUGGACCUGCCUGGUUCGUUCCGAACUCGAAGCCACAGUUACCUCCGUGCAAUUCAGGCUGGUUAUUCCCAAGAUGAUGACUGCUUGCCUUCAAUGACAUCCUCCACUGUCACUUCAACUCUCAGAUCCACAACAGAGGGAUAUGAUGUUGUGGAUGGGACUUCUUUACUAAAUGACGACAUGAUAGAGGAUGAUGACGGUGCUAGCUCGUCUGCCUAUGCAGAGCUGGAGAGGCUGGAGAGGGAGACUGCUGCUGCUCGUAGCCAGCACAGCACUAGCUCCACUGUAACAGCCAUUUCUGUUCCACCGGCAUCCCCGCCUUUAUACAGGGUCCCUUCUGCCUCACCCAUAGCCACUUCUGAGCCACCAGUACCACAGGCCAUUCAGGCUUUUAAGGAGUCUGCCAACAUGGUUGCCGCCUUUAACAUGCAGUGGAAGGAUGAAAUCUCGGCAAUGCGCUAUGAGCUGGCAGAGCUGCGAAGAGAUGUCUGCGGCGAACUGAAGACUUUCAACAGCAACUUCUUCAACUUUACUCAGUGCUACAACAUGUGGACUUUGUGUCGGGAACCCUGCAGUGACAGUACGACACAAACAGAUGACCGAGUGUCUAUCGGAAUUCAAGCAGGCUCAAGCUGGUCUGUUCGACAGAGUACCCAGGACAAGUCAGUGAUGUGCCAACCAGAGCCAGCGCCUUUCAGCAUUAUGGAUUUGAUGGACCCACCGAGAAUUGAGAUCAUUGAGGGAACUCCUGAGAGCACUCCAGAAGGUUCUGGCAGUCCCGCCAGCCCACUUCCAAUAGAGGACUUCCCGUGGGAGAUCAACAAAAAGCAAAAGGCCCAUACGCAGCCAGACACAGGCGGCCACACAGGUGGCCACAGAAGUGCCAGUUUAGAGCUUUGGAGUAGAAAGUACACCAGUGGACCCAUGUCAUAUCUGUCUAUGUCAUUCUAAUCAUUCCCAGUCCAGGCAUAGUGUAAAAUGAGGUGAGGAAGCCAAGGUAAAAUUCAAGAAAUGCAGGGCAGAGCUGUUGUUAGAUGUCCCUUUACUAUGCAGACACAUGGUCUGUCAUCUCUUGAAAAAGGUUACAAUAGUGUUCAAGCAAUCUUAACAAGUGUCUUGCUUAGCCAUGGAACAAACAAUAAGGGUUCUGUUUUACAGCAGAACAAGGUGACAUAAGAAUGUGACAGAUAAUGUGUCUGAUGUUCAGAUCCUCAAGUGCCAACUAGAGCAGCAUCGUCUUUCCUCCACCGUCUUAAAUCCGCAACCUCAAGAGAAACUCAUAACAAGCAUACAUACAGAACAUAACAGAUAUCUAAGGGCCAUUUGACAAUAAAACUUAUUAGCCUUUGAGAAGUUUUGGCAUUUGAUCUGCACAUAAAUUUAAAAAGCUCAUGUUCAUUCCAGUUCCUCUUUAUAUAGAAAGAGUCUUUUAAGCACCUGAAUAUUCAGAAAGAAAAUACUGUGAAUAUCUUUAUAAACCCUACUUUUUUUAUUAAUGCAUCAAAGUUUACUACAUUACUUAUGAAUAUAUUGAUAUUUAAUUCUUUUUUAAUUAUUCUAAUGAACAGCAUUCCUUUGCCAUAGUGUUUAUCCAUUCUGUAGCCAGUUCAACUUAAAUGGGCAUUUUGAAAUAUACUAAGCUUUUCCCAAUAGUGAACAAGUGAACUGCAAACCAUGUAUAAUCAAGAGUGAAAUGCCGAGUAAAACUCAACUCAUAAAAUUUAAAAAAGCCUAAUGCUACGAAAACAGCAAAGGUGACACUGUCUCAUUGCUUUGUGAGCUUAGUUUAAAAAAAUGUUUACGACAAAUCAUUUGAGUUAUUUCAAAGUCUAACAGCAUGUAGAGAAGAGACAAUAAGGAAGACUAACCAUGUUCAUUGAAUGUGAAUGUACUGGCUUCAGUUCAUUCCCGCACAAACUGCAUUUAUUGUCAAACUCUUUAUAUGUAUAUAAAUGUAACAUUUUGUAAAUAGAGAAACUUAUAAUCAACACUUUUACUGUUUGCUGUUAUAAACAUACUGUGUCCUAACAGCGCUGAGAGAAGUUACAGUAGUAAUUGUGGUUCUAAACCAAACAGCACUUUCCAGUCUUCGAGGUCUGUCUACAUUUGUGUCCAACCUACAUCAUGUGCAUUACUCAGCUGUCUAUACACCGCCUAACAAAGUAACCUAACAUAGUUUAUGCCAGUGCUUUUUUCUGUUGUUUUCUUUGAGUUGUGAUGAAAGGCGAAAGAAACAUUUAUUUAGAAAGCUACCAAAUAAAAAUUAGUUUGGUAAACAAAUGUGGAACAACUUAAUUUAUUAUAUUUAGAAUAUAAGAUUCAAUGUUAAUUCCAGAGGGCAAAUGCUUUGCUUUGUUACAGCGGUCACCAACUUCAUCAGAAACCUAAUCAGGACUCGAGAAAGUAUAACCACUUAAUUACCUACACAACAAAAUUUAAAAAACAAAAAAAGAGCAACUUAACAGGAUGCGGUAUAUCUUAUGUCUGAACUAUUCAUACUAGUCCAGUCUUCUAAUCACAUUUCUCUAGGGAGGGUGGGGUCAACCCAAAGAAGACAACAGAGAAACACUGGUCCCUAAAGUAGACAAUCAGAGCCACUGAGGGCCUCUACCUCUCUAUCUUGUCCCCAGAGGUGCAGUAUAGUACCACUGAAUGUACUGGUACCGCCUCACUAGUGAUGGCUUAGCUGUGCUCCUGGCCGUAAUGUGUGGGAGACCUCAAUCAUCUGCUAUAUUUGGCCAACCAUUCAUUUUACCUGUUACUCAUAAUGAUAGCUGUUCUGUGGCAACUGGUAUUCCCUUCAACCACUCAUCUGCUUCAAUGUCCUAUGUCGUACCAAAGUUAAUGCUGGGGUCUAUGGAGCCAGGGCCAACAACAAACAUCUCCGAGCUCUACAGCAGUUAUCUCUGGACGAUCACAGCACAGGACCGUGGGAUGUCUGUCAGACCCCUGAUUGAAAUGUGAACCUUGUAAAAGGACAUUUAAUAAGAAACAGGCUCACUUUUAUAAAGUGAGUGCAUCUAUUUCCCCUUUGCACGACCAAAAGACAUCACUUGACAAGUGUGGCAUUUAGAAAAGAUCAAAGGUCAAAAUUAAAGCCACACAAAAAAAAUAAAGGCAAAUAUGCUUCAGUUACUGCAGUACUGUAGCUUCAUCCCAUACACAUUUAGCAGUAUUAUGUUGAUGCUAAAAUAUCUAACCAAAUGAUUCCUUUGCAUUGAUGUGUUAUGGAGAAACAAUACAAAUAUGCUUUAUAAUUUUGGCAGCAACAUCAAAACUUUGGACUUAAGGGUGUUGAGAUUUCAUUAAGAAAGUACAAUAUCGUGCUUUGAGUCUAAUAUUGUUGACAUUUUCCACUACUAAAUGCAGAAUGUGAAAUUUUAAAAUCAUCUAACUAUACAUUAUUAUAUCAAUAUCAACAUAUGGCAUUUUAUUUUAGUGAAAGGCACAUGACUGUGACAUUUACCCUAUCACACACACACACACACACACACACACACACACACACACACACACACACACACACACACACACACACACACACACACACACAAAAUUGUAUAAUAUAUUUAUAUAAUAAAUUGUACAAUAUAUCCACGUGACUAUGAGGGGAUGCAGUGGCAUUCCUUCCUUAUUUCUUCCCAUUGUUUGGGGAGUGCAGAGUUAUUUAACGGUGCUGAAGACUGGCCAAUCAUGAUGUCUCCUAACUACAUUCAUUCAUUCUAUGCAAGUCCUUUGUUGUGCUACAUCUUAAUAUUUACAUUUUAACUACAUACAGUAGAUGUUUAUGUUCAGCUUUCAUGCAAAACUUUAAUAUUGAAAAUGGAAUGUUUUCAAAAAGGUAUUUGUGGCUCAGAAAUUGAGGACAGAAACAAACUAACAAACAACAAAACAAUCUUUGCAAGAGCCAAUGGCAGCACUGGGGUUCUUCUACUGUUCCCUGCUAAACAGCUCACAUUCUCACAUUUAGUUCUAUGUAGUUCUAUGAAUACCUGCUAUGUAGUAGCAUUGAUGUGGUUUUUGACAUGAUGUACAAAAGCAAUGAUCAUCAUAAGUGCAUCAUAUUUAUCUAUUUUGGUGAUUUAUUUACUAAUAUUGGAUAAAUUGGGGGAAAAAAACUGUGAUAAAAUACAAGUAUUGCAAUUGUUUAAUAUUCUUAACAUAAAUCGUAUUAAUCUCUAAACUGGUGAGUGAAAUUCAGCCAGACUAAAAAAAGUUUAAUCCAUUGUGUCAACGUUAUGCCAUUGUGUGAUCCAAAGAAAUGAACGUACCCCUUAAAACAAGUUGAAAUGUAGCAAAAAAGAAACUAGUCUAAAUAUUAUUUUAAAAAUGAACACAUGAUAGAAAGACUAAAUAAGAAAAACUAAUGAUAUUUAAAAUUAUUUUUCAACCAUGCAACCAUACUUUGUCUAAUAAAACAGAUAUUUAUACAAAUCUGAAUUUUGAACUGUUUAAUGUGUAAGUGAAAUAUACCAUGAGUUUUUGUUUACAUUUAGCUGUCAUCCAGAGAUCUGAUGCAACAACUGUGCCAACAAAAGGUUUUUGGAUGGAAUCUGAUCUCAACUGAACCUGUAAAACUGCUUGAAUAUAAAUCCUUUUCUACCAAUGUGUUCUCUUCCUGCAUUUAUUCAGUGUGUCCAGAAACACCAUGCUACUUUGUUCUGCAUCGAUCAUCUUGCAAUUUUCAGGGAUCUCACACUGUUUAGUGUUUCAGAUUAUUAAGUCAAAAGUUUAUAAGUAUCCUUUUGAAAGCUAUAGUUUAGGCUAGAUUUGUUAUUUUAUCAUUACUUGGUUGAACAAAACAAGCAGAACGUGUCCUUUUUUUGGCUUAUUGUGGCAUUUCUUGUGAAUUUUCAUUUAAGACUUUUACUGAAACUGUAUUUUUCAUAAAAUUGAUAUAAAAACAAUGGAUUAAAUGUUUAUGAUGUUUAUGGUAA
This is a messenger RNA of Betta splendens (Siamese fighting fish), 6679 nucleotides long. It is a transcript of the gene dlgap2b, whose product is annotated as disks large-associated protein 2. The transcript is spliced from 6 exons. Lineage: Eukaryota; Metazoa; Chordata; Actinopteri; Anabantiformes; Osphronemidae. Gene Ontology annotation, biological process: signaling. Bases 24 to 2693 code for a protein of 889 amino acids. Gene Ontology annotation, molecular function: molecular adaptor activity. Gene Ontology annotation, cellular component: postsynaptic specialization; glutamatergic synapse. The record is from RefSeq and is a predicted model, not a curated record.